Messenger RNA from Dermatophagoides farinae (American house dust mite), 777 nucleotides. RefSeq names its product tetratricopeptide repeat protein 1. The record is from RefSeq and is a predicted model, not a curated record. Gene Ontology annotation, molecular function: protein binding. Lineage: Eukaryota; Metazoa; Arthropoda; Arachnida; Sarcoptiformes; Pyroglyphidae.
UCAUGUUUAUAUUGCAUGCAAAGUUCAGUGUGUGUGUGUGACAUUUUAAAUGAAUCAUAUCUUCUAAUUUAAACUUUCUUUUCGUUUUUGCCCGGUCAAAAUUUUGAUAUAUGCUCGAACACAAAUGGCUAAUCAAGAAUCAACAGCUCAUGAACAAUUGACAACUGAAAUUUCCAACGAUGACACGGAAAGAAAACAGAAAAUUAUCGAUUUGAAAAUAGAAGGUAAUCAACAGUUUAAAUUGGGUAAUUAUGAAGAAGCGAUUCGAUUUUAUCUAAAUGGAUUAGAUAUCUGUUUGGCACACGAUCAAGAUGAUGAUGAUAAUCGGCAAACAAUGGUAAUUUUAUAUUCAAAUUUGGCUGCAGCCAAAGAUCAUCUACAGCUAUAUGAUGAAGCAAUCGAAUAUUGUGAUAAAGCAUUGGCAAUAAAUGAUUCACAUUCAAAAGCUCUAAUACGACGUGCUCAACUUUAUCGAAAAACCGAUAAACUUGAUGAAAGUGUGGCCGAUUAUAAUCGUUUCGUCGAAUUGAAUCCCAAUGAUAAAAGUAUUCUGCCAAUUAUUCAAGAAUUGAAAUGUCAAAUCGAUGAACGAAAUGAAAAACUAAAAGCCGAAAUGUUAACCAAACUAAAAGAUCUUGGCAACGUUGUUCUCAAACCAUUCGGUCUUUCAACGGAUAACUUUAAACUUGUAAAAAAUCCCGAAACCGGUGGUUAUUCAGUUGAUUUUCAAAAAAAUCAAUAAAUGACAUUGAAAAAAAAUAAAUUGAUUUUUUUUAA